AUGGACAAGUUGGUGGUGGCCAUACCCUAUCCCGCCCGUGGACACAUUAACCCGAUGAUGAAGUUUUGCUCACUCCUCUCCUUAAAGGGUAUUUCGGUCAUUUUAGUCCUCACCGAGGAAUGGCUAAGUUUGAUCGGACCACCAGCAGCAGCAGCAGCUCCGGUUGGAGUGGAGUAUCGUGUAGCUACAGUCCCUAAUGUGAUACCGUCAGAAAAAGAUCGAUCCAAGGACAUGAUGGGUUUCUUCAAGGCUGUGGCCACAGAAAUGAAGUCGGCUAUUCAUACUUUUCUCGACCGGUUAGAUGAUGGACCGGUUUCUUGUAUAGUGGCGGAUGCUAUUAUGACGUUCAUGAUGGGGUUUGGAGGGCGGCGGGAGGAGGAUACUCUUCCUCCGGUCGCGUCUUUAUUUCCAUCGCCGGCAUCUAUGUUCUUUGCUUAUUACCAUUUUGACCUCAUAAUGGCCGCCGCGCGUACCCAAGUCAUUGCCAACAGCAACGACACAGUGGAGGAGAAGGAUACUAUGGUGAUAAUUGACAAUAUUCCAUUCGAGUUCCCAGUUAAAUCUGUGGAAAUCUCAUUUGCAAACCUUGGAAAUAGCCUUGUCAACAAAGGCAUUCAAUCCAUAGUCCAAACAGCAACAACUACACAUGCCAUUCUCAUUUCAACAUAUGAAGAACUUGAACCCGAAUUCAUUAAUGCAUUGAGAGACCGUCUUCCCAUUCCCCUUUAUGCAUUCGGUCCUUCCAUCCCAUACUUGUCCCUCGAACUCAAACACAACAAUUGUCAACACGAACCAUCCUCGAUGUAUAUCGAUUGGCUCGAUGCCUGUCCUAAAGCUUCCGUCCUAUACAUUUCUUUGGGUAGUUUUGAGACAGUGUCGGAUGAGCAAAUGGAGGAGAUCUCCAAAGGGUUACAAGCUAGCAAGGUGAGAUACAUUUGGAGUGUUAGAGGCGACUACACCUCGAGUUUGAAAGAAGAUUGUGGGGAAUUAGGUCUUAUUGUGCCAUGGUGUGACCAAUUGAAGGUAUUGUGUCAUCCAUCUGUUGGAGGUUUCCUUACUCAUUGCGGAUGGAAUUCUGUUAUGGAGGCUAUCUUUGCAGGAGUACCCAUGCUUACAUUUCCUCUAGUUUUAGACCAAGUCCACAUUUGCAACAUAGUAUUGAAUCAUUUGCGAGUUGGGUUGAAGCUCAAGGAGGUUAGAUACGAGGAUGAUCAAAACAUAGUGAGUAGAGAAGAAGUCGCAAUGAAUGUUGUAAGGUUAAUGGACUUGAAUGAGAAUGAAGAUGUUCAUCAUGAUGUGAGAAAGAGAAUAAAAGAGCAUCAACAAAACUGUCAAAAGGCUAUACAAUCUGGCGGAUCAAUUGAUGUUAACGUUACUAGUUUUAUUCAAAAUAUUGUUAAGAAUAAUUAGUU
Messenger RNA from Impatiens glandulifera, 1412 nucleotides. RefSeq names its product UDP-glycosyltransferase 87A2-like. Gene Ontology annotation, molecular function: UDP-glycosyltransferase activity. The transcript has 2 exons. Bases 1 to 1410 code for a protein of 469 amino acids. The record is from RefSeq and is a predicted model, not a curated record. NCBI's taxonomy places the organism in Eukaryota, Viridiplantae, Streptophyta, Magnoliopsida, Ericales, Balsaminaceae.